Messenger RNA from Sugiyamaella lignohabitans, 762 nucleotides. RefSeq lists its product as uncharacterized. Lineage: Eukaryota; Fungi; Ascomycota; Dipodascomycetes; Dipodascales; Trichomonascaceae. Bases 1 to 762 code for a protein of 253 amino acids. The transcript has a single exon. The record is from RefSeq and is a predicted model, not a curated record.
AUGUCAGUAAAUAUGGUUUUUGAUGCCGAAACUCUGGCAGACGGGUGUCUGGACGCACUGACAUCGGAAGCUGUGUACUAUGAAGGAACCAGUAUCAAGCCGACCGAAAUCAGACCUGCUAAACCAUAUCCUUUUAAAGAAGGUGUGACAUUAACAGUGCGUCAAGCUUUUGAAAGUGACCGAAAAAUAAAAGGAGCCAGAGCCCGCAGUCGAUAUUAUCUGUUCAAUGGAGAACCUACAAGAGCAGAGGACGAACUGCGGUUUGGUCUGGACGAUUAUUUCGAGCAAGCUGGUAAAGGACCAAACAGUAGCAGUAACCGAGGCUAUAGAGAUGACAGAAGGUCUCGAUACCGAGACCGAGACGGACGACGGGGCCGAGACAGAGAUCAAGAUGACGAUGGCGACCUGUUCCCAUUGAAAGCCGGCGAGUUCCGAGAAAGUAUCCGAGGAAGCGAUCUCCGAGGUCGAGAUUCUGGUAGUGAUCGCGACAGAAACUACGACCGUCGACCCGCCAAACGAGGAAAAUCGUAUCGAUAUCUCGAUCGCAACCGAUCCCGAUCACCUGGCCGCGACAGCGCUGACGAACCCACCCCAUCAAACGACUCACGAAGCCGCAACCUGAGCGACCGACUGGAUACACCGUGGGUCAAAGGCGACCUCCUUGAGAAAAUUGACAACGGCCGCGACGAACUGGCGGACCGGCUCGACCUCCCCAGAACAAAGGACCGCCGAAACCGGCGAAAAGCCGCUGACCUCUUCUGA